AUUUCCUUUUCGUUUCUUCCAAUUUUCUUGGAACAAGACCAGUCGCCAUUUUUUCUUUUUUUUGCUUUGUCAAAAAUUUUAGUAGUCUUGAAGUGUAGAAAGCAUUUUUUUUUUUUUUUUUGUGUGUGUGUGUGGGGGGGACAUAGGGAAGUUUUGAAAGUUGGAUUCGUUAAAAAGAAAGAUUUUUACUACUCAUGACCUGAGCUUGAUGCGCUGGUUGGUUGCCAGGAAUUAUAUGCGAAGAGAAGAAGCUGAAAUGAUGAGCUUUUUAUUUUUAUUUUUUAUUUUUCUAAUGUAUUUUUGAUCGCACUUCCGUCCGAAUAACGAAAGAUUUCAAGAGAUUAAAAUUGCAAAUUCUUUUCUCAUCAACCAAACUAAUGGGCAAAAAUUUUGUCUGUUAUAUAUGCAUGCGCUUUCCUGCAUUAGUUUCCAUGAAUAAUUCUUCAUGAAUUAUUGAUUAUAUUUGUGUUAAGAAUUUACAUGUUUGUUGUGUAUGGUGCUUGAUGCAUAUUGAGUCUGCUGUUUCCAAGUCAUUGUCAUUAUACAUGUCAAGAUAUUUUCUCUCUGUUUUUUGUUUUUUCUUAAUGCUUUGCUGAGGACUAUACAAAAAAAAAAAAAUUAUGAAAAUUCUUCAUGAACAAAAACUUAAUAAAUGUCCCCAAUUCUUCCGGUAUGUUUAUGAAGAUUUUUGGGGAAAGAUUGACUAUUAGGAUUUUAGUUGAGAUAGUUUUGAUAGCCUACUACAGAUUCAAACUUAUAUAAGCUUACUGGAUCUCAAAUUAUGCAUUUUAAAUGACUUACUUUCUUUCAGCAUCCAGAAUGUGGCUGUUCUAUGCGCUAGAAAAUCUACCUUCAGUUAGUUCGUUAUAAGUUUAGCGUAUAUGUUAGAUGAUAUGACUACGGAGAGAAACCAAUUUGCAGUUUGAAUGGGAUUUUGUCUGCCUGCUUUUUAUAGUCGACAAGGUGCAUCUCUAAAUCUGCAUUCCAGACAUACCCCUAAGAUCUUCCAAAUAUAUUACCUGUUCCUUAAACUAGUUUCAGUUUAAUGCUCUGUGCCUUGUUUUCCCAAGGCCUGAAAACAUGAAGAGAGAAAAUGUGAUGACUGCUAAUGGUAGAGAGCUUCCUGGUCGAAUAACACGUUCUAGAGCUGCUGCCUUAGCUGCAUCUGGACAGUUACCCCCUUUAAAAGCACCGGCACAGCAAAAUAAGAAGCAGGCUUCACAAACAAAUUCAAAGAGAAGUGCCACUGAUGAGAACCAUACCAGUUCUGAAAAUGCAUGUGUUCCGAGUAAGAGAAGAGUGGUGCUUCAGGAUGUAACCAAUAUUUGUUGUGAUAGGAGCUGUUUCAACGCCCCCAAAGUUCAGGCUAAGAACAACAAGACAGCCAAAAAAGGUUGGAAGAAGGAGACCAGAGUGACCCCUUCUGUUUCUACAGAGUUUCCUCCUCCUCAGUCUGAUUUGAAAGAAAAGAAUGUGCAAGAAAUAGUGAAAAUAGAAGUUCAAUUGGAAGAGGUUAAAUUUUCAGUUAAUUUGGAAGAAAAUUUACCUCUUAGGUUAACUACCUUAAAGGGGUGUGACGAAGAUGGUCACCAGUUUGAUAGUCAAAGUUCUUUAACGAAUUCACAACUUGAAAGUCCUUCAAAGAAAGAGAAAGGAUAUGGCAACAUCAUGACAUCAAGAACUCCAGACAUUGUUGACAUUGAUGCGAAUCACAAGAAUCCUGAAUUUUGUUGCCUCUAUGCUCCUGAUAUCUAUAACAAUUUACGUGUUGCAGAGCUUUCUCGUAGACCAUAUCCAAACUGUAUGGAAACAAUACAGCGAGAUAUCACCCAAAGUAUGCGGGGUAUUUUGGUGGAUUGGCUUGUAGAGGUAUCAGAGGAAUACAAGUUGGUCCCAGAUACACUUUAUCUCACAGUACAUCUAAUUGAUUGGUUUCUCUCUCAAAACUACAUAGAAAGACAUAGACUUCAACUUCUUGGAAUCACUUGCAUGCUGAUUUCCUCAAAGUAUGAAGAAAUUUGUGCACCACGCGUAGAAGAAUUUUGCUUCAUCACAGACAAUACUUACACGAGAGAGGAGGUAUUGCAAAUGGAGAUUCAAGUGUUGAAGCAUUUCAGUUUUCAACUUUUUGCACCCACAGCAAAAACUUUUCUCAGGAGAUUUCUUCGUGCAGCUCAAGCUUCUUAUAAGACCCCUUGUCUUGAACUGGAGUACUUGGCCAAUUAUCUAGCUGAACUAACAUUGGUAGAUUAUGGCUUCUUGAAUUUCCUUCCUUCUAUGAUAGCUGCAUCGGCUGUAUUUCUUUCCAGAUGGACACUAGAUCAGUCGAGCCAUCCAUGGAAUCCGACACUAGAAUACUAUACCUCGUACAAGCCAUUGGAUUUGAAAACAACAGUUCUUGCCUUACAAGACUUACAGUUGAACACAAAUGGUUGUCCUCUUAGUGCCGUACGCAUGAAAUAUAGACAAGAGAAGGUAUCAAAUUGCCAAAAAAGAAAAAAAAGAAAGAAAAAAAAAAAAGAAAAAAGAAAAAAGAAAAUUGUUCCAACCUUUAUUUGUGGUUUCAUUUCACUUUUAUCCUUUACUUGGGUGUCAAAAUUGUAGUUUGUAAAGUUCAUGUCAAUAGGGACUUCCUUGAUGUUAGAUAUGGAAAAUUCUAUUAAGCUUAUAAUGAAGUGAUUGUUGUUAUAGCAGUUCAAGUCGGUGGCAGCAUUGUCUUCUCCAAAACUGCUUGAAACACUGUUUUGAAGAUGAGUUUAAAGCCUCCGGCAUCUUACUGUGCGAGAGAAUGCUAACUGAUGGGUAUACUUUUUUGGCCAAAUGGAAAGUUCCAUCUGGAUUUUGCCAAAUUUAGUCCUUGACUUUGUAAUUGAUGUCUAAUCCAUUUAUAUUCAUUUUCUGCCAAAUUGGUUAGAUCUUUGUUUUAGAAAUUCUAACCUUUGUGUCCUGUUCUUUUCAAACCCUUUUUCUAUGUAAAACUGAAGCUAAGGAUAUGGCCGCUUAGUUUGAAACUAAAUGUGUAAAUUGUUUAUCUACACUUGGGACUUAUAAUUGGGCUGUAACUGUGAUAGGGAAAGUAAACGUGUUAAAUCUGUAAAGUAGGCAAGAGAGCAUUUUUACUUGCUGAAUGUAACUUUGGCAAACUAUGCCUCAAUUAAUGUACUUCUAUUUUGCAAA
Ziziphus jujuba (common jujube) is the source of this 3177-nucleotide messenger RNA. Its product is annotated as cyclin-A2-3. Lineage: Eukaryota; Viridiplantae; Streptophyta; Magnoliopsida; Rosales; Rhamnaceae. The record is from RefSeq and is a predicted model, not a curated record. Gene Ontology annotation, biological process: regulation of cyclin-dependent protein serine/threonine kinase activity; mitotic cell cycle phase transition. Gene Ontology annotation, molecular function: cyclin-dependent protein serine/threonine kinase regulator activity. Gene Ontology annotation, cellular component: cyclin-dependent protein kinase holoenzyme complex; nucleus; cytoplasm. The transcript is spliced from 11 exons. Bases 1081 to 2604 code for a protein of 507 amino acids.